Messenger RNA from Anisakis simplex (herring worm), 312 nucleotides. Lineage: Eukaryota; Metazoa; Nematoda; Chromadorea; Rhabditida; Anisakidae. The record is from the annotation of a GenBank genome assembly.
UUUUAUCACCAAUCACCUUCAUUAGCACGUCCACCCGGAAUCGGUCUCAGUUCAGUUCGAGAGGAGCGAUCCCAAGAGGAUCAGUCGAAUGAGCCACAUGAUAACUUCAAGAAGGGAGUUGUUAGUAUCGAUGAUGACCGAACACCUCAGUUACCGAACCAAAUCAAUGCCAUUCGACGUUCAGAAAGCAGCGAUGAAGACGAAUCAAUCAUUGCGGUGACAACUCAUUCCGACGAUAAUGCUUUCACGGGUGAAGGCGACAUCGAUUUGGGUACAGAAAAGGAACCUGAUAUUCAGAUCUUGAGGCUUUGA